Messenger RNA from Columba livia (rock pigeon), 7705 nucleotides. RefSeq names its product TBC1 domain family member 8B (gene TBC1D8B). The coding region runs from base 103 to 3480 and encodes 1125 amino acids. Lineage: Eukaryota; Metazoa; Chordata; Aves; Columbiformes; Columbidae. The transcript has 21 exons. The record is from RefSeq and is a predicted model, not a curated record.
AGGGGCGCGCACCCGCUCUCCCCGCCCGGCGGCGGCGCUUGGCAGCGGGGCUGUGUACGUGGGAGCGGGAGGCCGGGCGGCGGGGAGUGAGGGGCCGCCGCGAUGUGGCUGAAGCCCGAGGAGGUGCUGCUGAAAAAUGCUCUCAAGCUGUGGGUGCAGGAGCGCGCCAACCAGUACUUUGUGCUGCAGAGGCGGCGGGGCUACGGCGAGGAGGGCGGAGGCGGGCUGGCAGGUCUUCUCGUGGGAACGUUAGAUGCGGUGUUGGAUUCUACAUCGAAAGUCGCCCCAUUUCGCAUCCUGCAUCAGACACCAGACUCUCAAGUCUACUGGUCCAUUGCAUGCGGAGCCAGCAGAGAGGAAAUAACAGAACACUGGAAAUGGUUAGAAGACAAUGUUAUGAAGACUUUAUCAGUAUUUGAUUCAAAUGAAGAUAUUACGAGCUUUGUCCAGGGAAAGAUAAGAGGCUUGAUUGCUGAAGAGGGAAAAGGUUCUUUUGUAAAAGAAGAUGAUCCCGAGAAGUUUCGUGAAGGUCUUAUGAAGUUUGAAAAGUGUUUUGGCUUACCAGAGCAGGAGAAGUUGGUUACCUAUUACUCGUGCAGUUACUGGAAGGGCAGAGUGCCCUGUCAAGGAUGGCUUUAUCUUAGUACCAACUUCCUUAGCUUUUACUCGUUUUUGCUGGGAGCAGAAAUAAAACUUAUUAUCUCCUGGGAUGAAAUAUCCAAACUUGAGAAGACCUCCAAUGUGAUUCUGACAGAGAGCAUUCAUGUCUGCUCCCGUGGGGAAGAUCACUAUUUUUCCAUGUUUUUGCACAUUAGUGAAACGUUCCUUCUCAUGGAGCAGCUGGCAAACUAUGCUGUUAGGAGACUUUUUGACAAGGAGACAUUUGAAAAUGACCUAGUCCUUCAUGACCCCUUGCAGAUCACCAAGAGAGGCCUAGAGAGCCGUGCCCACAGUGAGCAGUUUAGCGCAUUCUUCAGACUCCCCAAAGAAGAGACCUUGAAGGAAGUUCAUGAGUGCUUCUUAUGGGUUCCUUUCAGUCAUUACAACACCCAUGGGAAAAUGUGCAUUUCAGAAAACUACGUUUGCUUUGCCAGCCAGGAUGGCAGCCUGUGCAGUGUAAUCAUUCCAUUAAGAGAGGUCACAGGGGUGGAUAAGGCAGAUCCAGCCAACAGAGGAGUCAGCAUUAGUACCAAAGGAAAAACAGCUUUUCGUUUCACGGAGGUUAGAGAUUUCGAACAGCUUGUGGCAAAGCUCAGAAUGAAAUGCAGUGCAACUUCAAGUCCACAACACAUCGUAAAUGCAGAGGUCGCAGCUAGUUCUGCCUCGGACAUUCCAAAGGAUUUUGAUGCGGCACCAUCAAAACUGGGUCAGAGAGAUAACAGCAGAACUGUUGGUACAGAAGCCCUAAUGACUGUCUAUCAUCCUCAGGAUACUGAGAAUCUAGACCCUAAAAUGUUGAAAGAAAAAAUGAAAGAACAGUCCUGGAACAUCCUCUUUGUGGAACGGGGACAUGGUGUCACCAUGUUUCGAACAAAGAAGACUCGAGACCUAGUUGUAAGAGGGAUCCCGGAGGCAUUAAGAGGAGAACUCUGGCUGCUCUUCUCAGGUGCUGUAAAUGAUAUGGCAUCCAACCCUGGCUAUUACACUGAAUUAGUGGAAGAGUCCUUAGGAACCUGCACUUUAGCUACUGAUGAAAUUGAACGAGAUUUACGUCGCUCCUUACCUGAGCAUCCUGCUUUUCAGAGUGACACCGGCAUUUCUGCACUCAGGAGAGUUCUUACAGCUUAUGCACACAGGAAUCCCCAGAUUGGAUAUUGUCAGGCAAUGAAUAUUUUGACAUCAGUACUUCUCCUGUAUGCUAAAGAGGAGGAAGCUUUCUGGCUUUUGGUUGCUGUGUGUGAAAGGAUGCUACCUGAUUAUUUCAAUCGUCGUAUCAUUGGUGCCUUGGUAGAUCAGGCAGUGUUUGAGGAGCUCAUCAGGUUUCAUCUGCCUCAGUUGACAGGCCACAUGACGGACAUGACCUUUUUCUCCUCGGUCUCUCUCUCCUGGUUCCUUACCCUUUUUAUCAGUGUGCUGCCUAUUGAAAGUGCAGUCAAUGUGGUGGACUGUUUCUUCUAUGAUGGAAUAAAGGCAAUCUUGCAGCUGGGGCUCGCAGUGCUGGAAUACAACAUGGAGAAGUUGCUGACUUGUAAGGAUGAUGCAGAAGCAGUCAGUGUUCUCAACAGAUUUUUUGACAGUGUCACUAACAAAGACAGUCCUUUGCCUCCAGCUGUGCAGCAGGGCUCCAGCCUCAGCGACACAAAGAGUGACCAUCCCAAAGUGGACAUCACCGAUUUGAUCAGAGAGUCAAAUGAAAGAUAUGGCGAUAUUCGAUAUGAGGAUGUUGAGAGCAUGCGCUGCAGGAACAGGCUUUAUGUGAUCCAGACAUUGGAAGCUACGACCAAGCAGAAUGUGCUGCGGGUUGUGUCCCAGGAUGUAAGAUUCUGUCCUAGUGAUCUUGAAGAGCUUUAUGAAUUAUUCAAGAAGGAGCACUUUCUUUCCUGUUAUUGGAGUGUAAAUAGUCCUGUCUUGCAACAUCAUGAUGCCAGUCUGCCAUAUCUUGACCAAUAUCGCAUUGACUGCCAGCAGUUCAGGGUUCUCCAUCAUCUCCUGAGUCCCUGGUCACACUGUGCAAACAGAGACUCACUUGCAUUGUGGACAUUCAGACUGAUGGAUGAGAGCUCCAGUUGCCUUAUAAACUUCAAACAAUUUGCCUGUGUUCUUGAUACCAUGUAUAAUGGAAGCUUCACUGACAAACUCAAGCUUCUUUUUAAGUUGCACAUCCCUCCAGCUUUUACUGAAGUAGAAUCUCUGAGCCCUUCCAAAGGUGGUGAUCUUUCAAAAGAAGAGCUGAUCCACUUCAGCCAACUCAGCGUUUCAUCUGUUGGGGAUAGUCUUGAAAGUGAUUCUUUGAAGAGCAGCCCAGAAAAAGGGAAGGGGAAGGUUGAUAUUCAGGCGUAUCUGAAGCAAUGGCAAGAUGAACUUCUUAAAAGAGAAGAAAACAUUAAGGAUUUGCCAAGAAUGAAUCAGUCUCAGUUCAUCCAGUUCUCAAAAACUCUGUACAAUCUGUUCCAUGGGGAUCCUGAGGAGGAGCUGCUCUAUCGGGCUAUAGCGGUGGUAACCAGCCUUCUGCUGAAGAUGGAAGAAGUUGGGAGAAGACUGCAGAGUCCCCCAUCACUGGUCAAAAGUCCGGUUGCUGUUACAGAGGUGGCUGCUGAGACCCCCGCAAAAGGGCGGGAGGAAAGCAGCUCUGAGCAGACUGAAGGUGGUAGAGCACAGAGUUUGAGAGGGAACCAUGAAUGGUCUUUUGCCUUCGAACAGAUUCUGGCUUCCUUGUUAAAUGAGCCAGCUUUUGUGAGAUUUUUUGAGAAACCUCAUGACAUAAAAGUUAAAAUAGAAAGUGCUAAAAAUUUACAACUUAAGGCAAGAAUCAGAGUGUGAUUUUUCUUUACUCUGAAUUAACCACAUAAAGCGCUUACAAAUGAAGGUUGUUGCUAUGGAAGUUGAGUCUAGUGUUUACAUAGGGAAACUGGGGUGUGAAUAGUUAUCUUUAAUUAUCAGGUUACUGGUAUGUAAUGUAAAUAAAAAUAGUUUGAAGCACAAUCACCUUCUUGCAUUGCUCAUAUGUUUCACUCCAAAAAAGGACUGAAUAAUAAACUGUUUGUUACCAUGUUAUUAAAAUAUGCAACAUUGCUUGGAAAGGCUGGAUGUGACCUAUUGCAAGCCUAUCUGAAUGACAGCUGUUACAGUGUGUGCUCUGCAGGUUCAUUUCUAUUACUGUGAUAAAAGGAAUGACUUCUACCCAUUUUUUGCUUAAAAGGAGUAGUGACAGCUUAGAGGUUAUCUUCCAGGUUAGUUUAAUUAGUUAUUUCCAAACUUGCAUGUGGCCUGGGAUCAAAGCAGGGUGAAAACUAAGAACAGAGGCUGUGGUAGGCACAAGAGCAUGAGGUUAGAGAAGAAUGCUACCCUGCUCUCCAUUCCUCUGCUUUGGUGGUACUGGUGGUCCUGAUCUCUUUGCCAGUUCCAGCCCCUGGUCGGCAGUUUCCAGGCUGCAUUCUCCCAGCACACAUCUCAAUUUUUGCAACAAACAACUUGUUUCCUGCUUUUUUAGCUCAGCCUAUAUAUGAGUUCUCUUUCCCAUUUUCUUACCAGUGCUCCUACAAUGCAGGUGAAAAGGAUGGAAGGUGGUUUGACCGUCCAGGCUGUGCAGGGCUGUGAACACUAGUGUAGGUUGAUGAAAGCAGUGGCUAAAUCUGUCUGACCACGUGGUGGUUGUCAUUUGUCUUGCAAGAGGUGCCAUUGGUAACUUCUUAGGAGUACGUUGAUGAAAUGUAUGCUUUUUGCUUGUGUUUGGGAAGCCCAAGCACUGACCAUCUUCAGCUUCUUCAGAGCUGGCUAAAUUCAGGCUAUUAAACUGCCAGGGGCAGAUUGCAGUUGCUCCUUGGCUUACUCUGAGUCCACACCUCAACCUUGUACUUAUGCUGUAUUUUCUGUAGCUCUCUGGGUUAUUGCUGCUGUCAUGUUUUCUAUCUGCCGGGAUAUAUCCUCUGGAAUCUGACUUGAAAAUUUGAAAUAUAUAUAAAAACUGAUAAAGAUCCUGUGGAUGCAAGCUCUGCCAGUGUUAGUGCUGAUAAAUGAGCCUUUGGUAGCUGGUGCUAGAAUGGGUUUAGAGAAAGGGGGGAAGAGCUUGUAUAUUAAGAACAACAAAAAAGUAAACUGGGACUCUCUGCUAAACUAGUUAAAAAUUGCCGUUUCUGAAGCCUGUAUUAGAAUCAUUCUCUGCAGUGCAGCAUUAUUUUUAUACUGUGCCUGGUUUUUUUUUUUGGAAAGAUGCAAAAUAGGGAUGGUAUCAUACACUGAGGCUUUUCUUGCAACACUGAUAUGAAUGAAGGGUAAAAUGGAAUUCUGACUUGCAUUACAAGCACUUGGUGAAAUACUGUCAUUGCAAUUGGUGUUAAAGUUCCCAUGCUGCUUCUAAAGAAUACAGUUUUAACCAGGAGCAAUCAAUUUAUCAAUUAUUUCUUCUACUCUCUGCCAUACUCUCAGGUAUUAAUGUAAAAGUUUUAUUGAAUGAAUGAACAGUAACUCUAAAAACUAUAUCAUAUAUACGGGAAAUGGGGAAGCUUCUUUCAGAAGCCUUCACAAACUACUUAUACUUGGUACAAUAUAAUACUGAUUUGUAUUUUUAUGCUUUUUUUUUUUAAUCUAAUUUAUCCAUUCUUAUAGCUAUUUUUCUGAGGAAAAGCAGGGCAACACUGUGUUACUUUUAAAAUGUAUUUACUCAGUGUUUUACUGGUGUUGUUUUAGAAAUACAAAGCAGAUGAUUGCGUUGUUCUAGUCCAGAACGUACUCAGAUAAGGUUUGCUCAGAUAAGGUUUGCUCAGUGAGUAAUUCUGCAAAUAGCCGUGCCAAAGUGAAUGGAGCCCCAUGAAUACAGAUGCAGCUGCCCAGCCACAAAGCUUUUGUAGGUUUAUGAUGGAUACUGUUCACUUAAAGAAGUAGAGCUAUGAACUAUGUGCUCAGCAAGGUAGCAGAGGCAUGAAACAUUUACAGCUCAAUGGCUUUUGUUGUUGUUGUUGUUUGUUUGGGGUUUUUUUUUUGUUUGCAAGCCAGGAUGUUAAGAUCUAAGUACAGAAGACUGUGCUGGAGGAAUUUGCGAAUUACAAUAGCUGUGUGACAUUACUUGGUUUGGUUAGGCAAAACUGAGCACCUUUUAAAUACCAUUUUCUAUUAGUGUCAAUUCAAGAGACUUUAGAGUCAUUACCAGUUAUGUAGUAGCUCUUGUUGGCUAUCAUGUAUGUAUAGAGACACUACCAGCAUAUAUAUAUAUAUAUAUAUAUAUAUAAUAUAUAUAUUUAAGGUGAGAAGUUAGGAUAUGUAGGGGAAAACUAAUUUUUAUUAGCUACAUGUUGUUUUUUCUCUUCAAUUUGUUUCCAUGUUUUUCCCCCAAAGGGUGAUGUGUUUAAGUUGUUCCUGCCAUCCCCCCGCAGGCUGAUCCAGCAGGACCAGCCAGCGCCCGGGCAUCCACUCGUGGUAGGUUCUCUUCCUUUAGCAGCCCAUGGAUCACCGGCUGAUCCUUUGGGGAGGUCUCAGGGUAGCGAAUGCCAGCUGUUUCCAAGGAGAGUGACCCAGAGGUGUGCGGUAACACCGAGGGACACUUUAGUGCUUUUUGCUUGUGACAGAGGAACUCUGGAGUUGGUGUCUUGCUGCUUUCCUGCCCUUUCCUGGUGUGGGGAGACACGUGCAGGCUGGAGCUGGUGGCUGGAGCAAUAGAAGCUCUUGUCCUCACUUGAGUCUCAGAGGGGCAUUGACUUUAAAGCCCUGCAUAGUCAAGGACAGAGGUCCUUUGCUACAGCUUUUUGGCCAUCUGAGGUUCUUGGUGCUGCAAAGAUGAACCCAGAUUCACGAGGUGUUGCAUGAGGACGUGGUGGGUGCGCACGCGUCUGUUGAAAAAGGUCAGCGGCUGCAUGGAGCUGGAAAUUAAGCAGAAGUGCCAGCGAGGGGUCUGGUGGUUUCAGGGUCUGACCCAGAAUUAGUCAGCUACUUCCCAAGCUGGGGGACUUUCCUUUCAAAUUGUAACUUUGAAGUUUUUUAGAAGUGUGUUUGAACUUUUGAAGAGGUCAUUUACCAGCAGGAAGCAGCGGGGUUGAGUGAGUACUAGUGUAUCAUGCCACGUAUCUCUGUUGUUUUUCUUUUCUGUAACAGUUUUCAUGAAGUUAUAGGUCAUUUUAAUUUUUUUGGAUCAGUCAUAGGAAAUAAGUGAAUGUGCAUCAUUCAGUACAAAAUAGCUGUAGGUAGGAUAUAGACUGCUAAAACUAGUGACGCUGUUUAUACAGUUUUAAAAUUGCACUAUCUACUGCAGCGUCACCAGUGUGACUUGGCAGCCGUGCCAUGGUUAUUUACCCUGAAACAUGCUCGGUGGCUGUUUUAGCACAUGCUGCGCAGUCCUUCUAGUGGCCGGGCCAUUAUUAUUGUUGCUGUGCACAGAAGAUGCCUUUUGUCAAACAUAAUCGCUGGCCCAGGGGCGGCCAGCAGAGCUGCCGUGUCCUCCUGCUCUGGCAGUGCCAAGGGGGCUGCUUGGGCAGCCGCUCUGGGUGACGGGGGCAGCACCGACCCCCUCCAGGGGCCGCUUGUGUGGCCUCUGGUGGCCCCAUGAGGUGCGGGAAUAGCUCAACUCAGUCUUAAAAAUACAAGCCCUUCCAGCAUGGGGGAGAAUUGCUUGUAAUUCAACUGGUAGCAUUUGCUGGGACAGGGCAGUAGUUCAGAAAAAGCACUCUGUGUCUAUCCAUUCCUAAACCAAGAUGCUUCUUCAUCAUUCUAAUGACUAGAUACAAAUGUAUUUUUAGAAGAGUUUGCUACCAUUGUGACUAAGAAAUAGCUGUGUGUUGACUUUAUUAGAAGUUUCUCAUUCAGUUGUACCAUAAAAAAAAGGUCUUGAUUGCAAUUGCAGUUGUUAUCUGGACUGAAACAAAACGAAAUACUCCAGUUUCUUUCCCCAAAAAUAGGCUGUUUUGUCCUUUUUGCUAUGGCUUUGUCACUUUACCAAGAAGGCAACACAUGCUUGUGUUGGCAGAUUGGCUUUUUAUACAAUGUAUUGUAUGUACAAGUAUUGUAAGACAAAUGGGGUGUUAAAUAAAAAUUUGUUUCGCUUAAGAAAAAAACAAAA